Cucumis sativus (cucumber) is the source of this 1932-nucleotide messenger RNA. Its product is annotated as BAG-associated GRAM protein 1. The coding region runs from base 52 to 1848 and encodes 598 amino acids. The transcript has 19 exons. The record is from RefSeq and is a predicted model, not a curated record. NCBI's taxonomy places the organism in Eukaryota, Viridiplantae, Streptophyta, Magnoliopsida, Cucurbitales, Cucurbitaceae.
UUUUUUAAGAGGAGAGGAAGAGGAAGAGGAAGAAGAAGAAAGGUUUUAGAAAUGGCGGUUCCAAUUUCUUCCAUUGGAACAUUCAGGCCUCAAAUGGUGAUGGCUAUGGCGCUCGAUUUCCUUCUCCCGUCUUGGUUGGAGAUCAAGAUCACUCUCGCUACUUCUCUCUUUGUCAUCUUCGCUUACUGGUUUUUUGCUUACUGGAGUGGGUUAUUUGAUGCUGAUCGUUCUGUGGUUGAUGGUUCUGGAGAUGGUAUUCAUGUUAAGGACAAGAUUCCCCCUGGUCAUUUAAGAGACCUUCAAAGUAAUUCUGCUUAUCUAAUUAAGCUGGAAUUGUUGGCUGCAAAGAAUCUUAUAGCUGCAAACUUAAAUGGCACUUCUGAUCCUUACGCUAUCAUUACCUGUGGUACAGAAAAGCGUUUCAGUUCAAUGAUUCCUGGUUCGAGGAAUCCCAUGUGGGGAGAGGAGUUCAAUUUUUCCGUUGAUGAGCUUCCUGUGCAGAUUCAUAUUACAAUUUAUGAUUGGGAUAUAGUUUGGAAAAGUGCGGUUCUUGGUUCUGUUACUGUUACAGUUGAAAAUGAAGGCCACACGGGUGCUGUGUGGUACACAUUGGAUAGUCCUUCUGGGCAGGUUUGUCUCCACAUUAAGACCAUAAAAUUGCCAGUGAAUGCCGGAAGCCCAGUUAAUGGUUAUGCUGGAGCAAAUCCCCGAAGAAGAAUUUCUUUAGACAAACCAGAGCUGACAGUGGUACAUCAAAAGCCGGGGGCUCUUCAGACAAUCUUUGAGCUUCUACCUGAUGAGAUUGUCGAGCAUAGUUUUUCUUGUGCACUUGAGAGAUCAUUCUUGUACCAUGGUCGUAUGUAUGUCUCUUCUUGGCACAUUUGCUUCCACUCAAACAUCUUCUCCAAGCAAAUGAAGGUGGUUAUACCACUAGGAGAUAUUGAUGAAAUACGAAGGACUCAACAUGCAUUUAUCAAUCCUGCUGUAACAAUUAUUCUUCGCAUGGGUGCUGGUGGGCAUGGUGUACCUCCGUUGGGAAGUCCUGAUGGUAGGGUCAGAUAUAAAUUUGCAUCAUUUUGGAAUAGGAACCAUGUGGUUAGAGCUUUACAGCGCUCAGUGAAUAACUUCCGUGAAAUGCUGGAAGCUGAGAAGAAGGAGAAGGCUGAGUCAGCACUACGUGCACAUAGUAGCUCUGUCAGAGUAAGUGAAACUAAGGAAAAGAUCCCCGCUGAUGAUUUGCCCAAAAGUAAAAAUACUCAAGCAUUCCUUAAAGAGGAAGUUCUUACAAGCAUACACAAUGGUGUUUUCCCGUGCUCUCCUGAGCGGUUCUUUUCUACGCUGUUGAGUGAUGGAUCAGGUUACACGAGUGCUUUUGUAGCAAAAAGAAAAGAUACAAAUCUAGUUAUGGGACAGUGGCAUGCUGCAGAUGAAUAUGAAGGUCAAGUCCGAGAGCUUACAUAUAGAUCCCUGUGUCAUAGCCCUAUGUGUCCACCAGACACAGCGAUGACAGAGUAUCAACAUGUAGUUUUAUCUGAAGAUAAGAAGAAAUUGGUAUUUGAAACUGUACAGAAUGCGCAUGAUGUGCCAUUUGGGGCGAACUUUGAGCUCCACUGUAGAUGGUCGUUGGAGAAGAAUGCUGAAGACUCUUCAUCUGUUGAUAUUAAAGCGGGUGUACAUUUUAAGAAAUGGUGUCUGAUGCAAUCCAAAAUAAAAGCUGGAGCGAUGCUUGAGUACAAACGAGCUGUGGACCUGAGGUUAGAGGUUGCCCUAGAAUAUAUGAACUCUAAUACUUCUGGAAAUGAAACUGACAAAGUCGCAUCGGCUCCAUCGGAAGCUCAAAGCUCUUGAUGAUUUCCACCAAGGUCAGAUCAGACUCCUCCUAUACAAUACACACUGUUACAAUGAUAUUCUCUCAAAAAAAAGAAAAAAAAA